AGUAUUUCAUUUUUUCAGUCCUGAAAUUUGAAAGUCCACAUCAUUGUAUCAAACAUGUGGAGUUUAAGUGUUAGCGUGUCAUUGGUGGGCCUAGAGCCUUCCGAUCCUUAGUUGCCCAAGAAAGGAAUGUCUAAACCCUACAGAUAUUCAUGCAAUUUACAACCUAACGUUUUGCUUCUCUUUAACUUCAACUGAAGAUGGUCUGGCCUGGCAGUUGAAUCCACACAUGAGAUGAUGCAUCUACGAACUGGGAUUUCUUGUCUUGUGGGGUAUUGUGCAAAGCUACAAAAAUAAUCCCCCGAACCACUCAGAUGACAACUUUACCCUCCAAAAACCAUUCUCCUUUUGAAGGAAAAACACUAUUCAAUUCCAAAUCUCUAGUAACAAUCCACCAACGACUUCAUGAUUUAAGCAAUGAAAUUAAAACACUAUUAAAAAUGAUGCUUCUACAUUAACGCAGAAUAUUGGCUCUGAAUUUGAUUUAGGAAAGCUCUUGUUUGAAACAACAUACAAUAUUGCUCCAUUUAGUUGAUAAAUUACUGAUCUUAUAUGAUAUAUUGUCCACCAAAUUAUUUUAACAAUAUAAUUUUAAAUGUUGUUGUCACAUGAGCUCCGAUUAAAAUCUAUCAAACAAAAGAAACAUCUUUAUAUCAAAUAGCCUCCAUUACCCCCUCACCAUUUUUGACUUUCCAUAUUCUUGCCAAAACCCCAUCUUUAAAUAAUAAAAAAGAAACCCGAAAGACAAAAAAAUAAUUUUCGAGACCCGAAAAAAAGCCUCCCUUCAAGGCCCCCUCAAACGCCUCCACUCUGUUUCUCAAAACUGUAUUUUUUUAUUACAAAACGAAAAAAGGUAGAAGCGUGGUUGCUCUAUCUGGAGCCUUAGAGCAAUGGAGGUUAGCUUGCAAAGCAGCACGCUUUGGGACGACGUCGUUGAGCAAACAAAGGUGGCAACAGAGAAGGGUAUUGAUCCCCUGCCUUGGGCUUUGCAAGUGUCUUCAAGUUUGAGCUCAUCAGGAAUUGCUUUGCCUUCAACUGAGUUGGCCCACGUGUUGGUUAACUACAUUUGUUGGGAUAAUAAUAUCCCAAUUCUAUGGAAGUUUUUGGAUAAAGCUUUGAUGAUGAAGAUCGUUCCUCCCCUGCUUGUUCUUGCUCUGCUUUCACAAAGAGUAAUGCCCUGUCGACAUUCCCAUCCAGCAGCUUAUAGGCUUUACUUGGAACUUCUUAAAAGACAUGCAUUUACACUUAAAUGUCAAAUUAAUGGGCCAGAUUAUCAAAAGGUCAUGAAAUCAAUAGAUGCUACUCUUCAUCUUUCUGAGGUUUUUGGUCUGCAAGCAAUGGAACCUGGUAUUCUUGUGGUCGAGUUCAUCUUUUCAAUUGUAUGGCAGUUGUUAGAUGCAUCAUUAGAUGAUGAAGGAUUGCUAGAACUUACUGCAGAAAGGAUGUCCAGAUGGGCAAUUAAACCUCAAGAAAUGGAGAUAGAUGGUCAUGAUAUUUAUGAUGAGAAGAAAAUUGAAUAUCAUGAGAGGUUGCAGAAUUUCAAUACUACAAUAGCUAUUGAGAUAAUUGGACAAUUUCUGCAAAAUAAAAUGACUUCCAGGAUUCUUUACCUGGCACGGCGAAACAUGCCCACUCAUUGGGCAGGUUUCAUUCAGAGUUUGCGGCUUCUUGGAGCAAAUUCAGCAGCACUGAAAAAUUCGAAAGCUUUAACUUCUGAGGCUCUUCUGGAGUUGACAUCAGAUAGUCGCGUCGUCUUGUCUAGAGAAUGCAAAACGAGUUCGCUGCAAAAGUUCCAUGCUGUUAUGGCUUUUGGAUCUCUGGCUUCUUCAGCUGGUCUAUGCCAUGGAGGUAGUCGUUCUGAUCUUUGGCUCCCACUUGAUCUGGUAUUAGAAGAUGCUAUGGACGGUUAUCUAGUUAACACAACAAGUGCUAUUGAAAUUAUAACUGGUUUGAUCAAAACUCUUCAAGCAAUAAAUGGAACCAGCUGGCAUGACACCUUUUUAGGCCUUUGGAUCGCAUCUCUUCGGCUUGUUCAAAGGGAGAGAGAUCCCAUUGAAGGUCCUGUGCCUCGGCUAGAUACACGUUUGUGCAUGCUACUGUCUAUAAUAACUCUUGUGGUUGCUGAUCUUAUUGAGGAAGAGGAGGGUGCACCAACUGAUGAAAUGGUAUAUGGCUCCACUAAUCACUGGAAAGAAAAGAAGUGUCCCAGGAAAUGUCGUGAUGAUCUGGUUUCCAGUCUACGAGUACUAGGUGAUUAUCAAGGCUUGUUGGCUCCACCUCAAUCUGUUGUUUCCGCAGCUAAUCAGGCUGCUGCAAGAGCAAUGUUGUUUGUCUCAGGCAUCAAUGUUGGGAGUGCAUACUUUGAGUGCAUCAAUAUGAAAGACAUGCCUAUCAAUUGUUCUGGAAACAUGCGCCAUCUGAUUGUUGAGGCUUGUAUUGCUAGAAACUUACUAGAUACAUCAGCAUAUUUCUGGCCAGGCUAUGUGAAUGGACGCAUUAACCAACUACCUUAUAGUGUGCCAGCUCAGUCACCUGGUUGGUCAUCAUUCAUGAAGGGGGCCCCACUUACUUCAGUAAUGAUUAAUGCUCUUGUUUCAAGUCCUGCUUCCAGCUUAGCAGAGCUGGAGAAAAUAUUUGAUAUUGCGGUCAAUGGAUCAGAUGAUGAGAAGAUAUCAGCUGCUACAAUUCUUUGUGGGGCCUCUCUACUUCGUGGUUGGAAUAUACAGGAAUAUACUGCUCAAUUUAUAACUAGAUUAAUGUCUCCUCCGGUUCCUUCCGAUUAUGCUGGGAGUGACAGCCAUUUGAUAGAUUAUGCUGCAAUGCUGAAUGCACUAAUUGUUGGAAUAGCAUCUGUUGACUGUGUUCAGAUUUUCUCACUACAUGGCUUGGUUCCAUACUGUAGCUUAUUUUGGCUUCAAAGAUAUUUUCGACUUCUUCAAGGAAAACCAGCAUCUCCUAUGAGAGCAAAAUGCUGCUGGGGUCAACUGGCCCAACUGUGCUUGGGUCAAACAACCAAAAAGAGAAAGGUUAAAGUUAUGUAUAUCUUCAUAGAAAAUUUUUUAUACUCUUUUUAUAUUUUCCCUGCUCAAACUGAAUAAAACUUUUAAGAAACAUAAUAUAUGAUUAAAUUCCAUCUUCAUAAAUUUGAGUUCUUAAAGUAUCUGUGGUUUUACCUUUUCUUUUACCAGUAUUUAACUGAGGAUAGCGUAAUUGCAUGACAUGACUGAAGAAGAAAGCAUGUUUGGAGUCCUUGAAUUAUGACAUGUUUAGGGUUCUGACCUUGUGAUAGGCUUAUGAGAUGGAAGAAUUGGUUCAUGGGGAUGAUACCUUUUAGUAUUCUUCCUUAUUUUGAAGAGAUUUGAUUUGCCAAUGUUAAGGGAAAUAGAGACAGGAAGGCAAGAUAGUAGGAAAUUUACUUGGAGCGAAGCUUCUAAACCUCCUGUAACUGAGGUGAUUGAGCUAAAAAAAUUAACUUUCUGCUUACAUUUUUCAAGCAUAUAACUCAACACUCAAUUUCACUCGAGUGACUACGCCUAUACAGUGGCAUAGCGGGGAGGAACCUGCUCUUAUAGACAAGAUUAGGAGAUAGGGGGUUGUACCAGCUAGAAGCCAUCAAGCUGAAGCCUUCUCUUCUUAGAGAACAGGGCUUUUUCAUCUGCAUCGGGC
This is a messenger RNA of Theobroma umbraticum, 3663 nucleotides long. RefSeq names its product mediator of RNA polymerase II transcription subunit 33A-like. Gene Ontology annotation, cellular component: mediator complex. The record is from RefSeq and is a predicted model, not a curated record. Lineage: Eukaryota; Viridiplantae; Streptophyta; Magnoliopsida; Malvales; Malvaceae. Gene Ontology annotation, biological process: regulation of phenylpropanoid metabolic process.